CGCCAUCAUCCGGCGCGGUGUUUAGAGUCCACUGAUGUCGUGGCGCUUUGGGGAAUGAAGUUGGUGUUCCGAGGGGCCCUGGUGCUGAAGACGCGGUCCGGGUGACCCCUAACUCUUUUCUACCACCCUCCCCCGCACACCUUUUCCCUCUCUCCUCUGGCAGGAUGAGGCGUGCAGGCUUGGGUGAAGGCGUACCCCCUGGCAACUAUGGGAAUUAUGGCUAUGCUAAUAGUGGGUAUAGUGCCUGUGAAGAAGAAAAUGAGAGACUCACUGAAAGUCUGAGAAGCAAAGUAACUGCUAUAAAAUCUCUUUCCAUUGAAAUAGGCCAUGAAGUUAAAUCAAAAAAAUUAUUAGCUGAAAUGGAUUCACAAUUUGAUUCUACAACUGGAUUUCUAGGUAAAACUAUGGGAAAACUGAAGAUUUUAUCCAGAGGGAGCCAAACAAAGUUGCUGUGCUAUAUGAUGCUAUUUUCAUUAUUUGUCUUUUUUGUCAUUUAUUGGAUUAUUAAACUGAGGUGAUGCAAGUAAAUGUGAGUUUGGAAUUUGUUCCAUCUUAAUGGCUUGGAUUACUACUUUGAUAAAAAUCAGCAUCAAAACAUUCCUAAUUUUCAAAUACUAUGGCCUUUUCCAUUGAAUAUUCCUGAAUCUUGCUUGUUUUAUAAAUCACAUUAAACGACAGUGCUCUUUGAAUACUGUUUCUUGAUAACUUAUUUUAGCCCCUAUUUUCAGGGGUGUUGAGAUGGUGUCUCUACCAUUUUUUUCCCUACUGUUUGCUAACUGUCACAUUAAAUAGCAUUAUAGUAUUCUGUUGUUAACAUAAACAGGUUUAUAUUCUAUAUAAGGAAACUUAGUGGUAGAGUAACAGAAUACUUGUAGAGCCUGAUUCUAAACUCUUAGAUGGUGAACCAGUGAUAGAAAGGUAAUUAAAUUUUCCUUAACUGUCAACUGUGAUGAUGUACUCCCCUUUCCUCCUUUAUUUAGUUAAAAUUGUAGACCGAUUGCUUUUUAACUAAAAUCUUCCUAAUAAUUUUUGAUGACAUGGCCCUCUUUCCUCUCUGUCUAGAGACCUCAUUCAUUGAAUAAAGUUUGUUAUUUCAGCAUUUUUCUAGUAAGGCCCAGUGCACAUAUGUAUCAGUAUAGUUAUUGUUUUAUAUUAACUUUGUAAAUUUCAUUGACUUGUCUUAUUAUAGUUUUAUGAUUUUUGGUACUUAGAUAUGCCAUUUGAUUAUCACUUGUGACAGAAUAAUGUGAAGUUAACUAAUUGCUAACCUCUGAAUGGAAAUAAAAUGUUCAAGAAAAUUAAUUGCUUCUGCUUUAUUAUAUGCUCAAAAUAGAUAUUGAAAAUACUCAGGCAUUAAACUUGGAGUUAAGGGUAUUUUUGCUUUAAUCCAUUGUAUUUGUUUAUGAGAAACAAAAUGCAAAGGUGGACUGUUGAGUAAAAAAGAAAUAUUAAAAUAUUGUUAAAUACUCUGUAUUGCCACUAUUUUGGAAUUUACCUAUUUAUGGGCUCCAAAAAUAAAUUUUUAAAUAAAAUA
Molecule: messenger RNA, 1534 nt
Organism: Microcebus murinus (gray mouse lemur)
Lineage: Eukaryota; Metazoa; Chordata; Mammalia; Primates; Cheirogaleidae
Gene: BET1
Product: Bet1 golgi vesicular membrane trafficking protein
Source: RefSeq, a predicted model, not a curated record